Cantharellus anzutake is the source of this 1169-nucleotide messenger RNA. RefSeq lists its product as uncharacterized. The transcript is spliced from 6 exons. The record is from RefSeq and is a predicted model, not a curated record. Lineage: Eukaryota; Fungi; Basidiomycota; Agaricomycetes; Cantharellales; Hydnaceae. Bases 272 to 1099 code for a protein of 275 amino acids.
GUGGGGAAAUUAUGCUUCUAAUUGCUCUACUUCUAACACCACGGAAGGAGACAUCCUCUCCUCAAUCCCUAAUGAUACCCGCAUCCCAUCUUGGGCCUAUCUCUUGCCAAGCCAAAACAACCAUUGGUACAAUGCCCCGCUAUCCAAAAAGACUGGAAGGGCGCCAGAGAAUCAGAGACUAAUCAACCCCACUGGAGUCUUCGACUACAAUCCCCCUAAAGCCUCUUGCUCUGGUGGACCUAAGGACGAUUCGGGUGGAGGUGGUAAGGGUAUGAAAAAAACUACAAUCAUAGGGAUUGCUGUCGGCGGGGCGGCUGGCGUCAUAAUUAUUGGGACCGCCGCUUAUGUUGUUCGCACCAGGAGCAGAUCAGCAGCUAGAAAGACUCCUCCAACGGCUACCAAUGGUCUACGAACUUCCGCAGGAUUUGGAGCGAUCGCAGGUCGCGAUACAGGUGACUUUGUGGGUUCAGCGGGUGGAGUGGUUCAGGUGCCAUCGGCGGCUCACGGGGUUAGUACGGCGGUUGGGAUGGCUGGAAAUCGUGCGCCAUUUGCUUUCGGAGGUGCCCCAGUGGCGGCGCCGGUUGUCAGGACAUUUGCAGAAUCAGGGUUUGGCGUCACCGAGAAUCCCAAUGUUUUCACUUCCAUAGGGCCGGGCACAGGCACAGCAGCCGCUCCCAGAACGAGAGCCUCUAUUAGCUCUGCCCGUACCUAUGCAUCUAGAACUGCAACUUCACCUGUCACUGCAGCCUCAUUUUAUCCUCCUGAAGUGGCAAACGCCACUAAUGCAGGGUCAUUGUCACCCACUCAAUCUCCAUCUUACUUGAGUGAUUCAGCGCCCCGAUCGCCAGAGAGCGCCAGCCCUGGCCUCUCGUCCCCCCAGCCUUUCCUCCCACGAACCCAAAUCCACCAUAUUCGGACGGUAAUGAGUCUCAACCCAAUCAAGGUCUGCCGUAUUACGCGACCUACUUCACUGAAGCCUACGAAACAAACUGAGGUUUCGAAAUUGUAUUCUGGGGAAAAUGCAAUCUGCAUUAUUCGUCUACACAAAACAAUCGCCUUCAACUCGAGCGACGCAGAAGGUCAUCGGCUAGGUUACUAGGGCAGGUUGUUUCCGCUGAUGUCAGGAGGAUUUCAUCGCUUUGCUCGCCGAGUAUGCAUGCAUACCUGAG